AUGUUGCUGCAGUAUGUGUCCUCAUUCCAGCUCUUUUUCGCCCUCCUGGGCCCCACCAUCGCCGCCGAUGGCACACAUCCUCCCGUGUCUGGUCUCAGCUGGACUGGCGAGGUAGCUGGCCACGGGAGGGUGACCCUCUACGGCGACGCAUCAUCCGUCGAGGAGCAGAUCUUUGCGCUGAACCCGUCCCUGGCCACGGACUACGCCCCGACAAGCCCAUUCAUGACCAACAAUCGGCCGAGCUACGAGGCCUCCGAGGUGUUUGACGCGGGAAACUCGACAUAUUACUACAAGUACCCAGACAGGGUGGCCGCCCGCAACGACAUCCAUGGAUCAUUGAAGCUCUCCGACUUCUUCGGACCUAUGCACUGGGACUGUUCUACUUUUGCCACUGGCGAUGCGAACGAGCUUCAAGAAGUCGUGUCUAGGGUGGGCGCCCCCGGCGGCCAGGACGCCGAGCACGCCAUGUGGUCCAUCGCCGGCCUCCCCGGCGGGACCAACUGCGAGCGCCUCGCAUGCGCCGGGACCAGAGACAGCCCAGGAAGCACUGCCGUCUACUGGUGCAACGACACGGGCGAGAUGGUCACGACAGAGGCCUCGAACCUGGCUGCCGUGGCCGCCUCCAUCGCCAGUGGCCACCGGGCUUUCAACUUUGCGGGCUGCUGUCUCCAGAGCCAGAUGGGCGGGGAACACCACCAGGUCUCGGGCCAGAUGCACCUAGGCAACGAUACGAACAUCAACAUCGGCUACGGAGAAUGCUCCGUGCCUGCGUACUUUUCACGCCCCAACGAGUACGGCUACCCUGGGGACCUGGGAUCCUGUUCGUAA
This is a messenger RNA of Diaporthe batatas, 828 nucleotides long. RefSeq lists its product as uncharacterized. The record is from RefSeq and is a predicted model, not a curated record. NCBI's taxonomy places the organism in Eukaryota, Fungi, Ascomycota, Sordariomycetes, Diaporthales, Diaporthaceae. Bases 1 to 828 code for a protein of 275 amino acids. The transcript has 5 exons.